Molecule: messenger RNA, 1752 nt
Organism: Solenopsis invicta (red fire ant)
Lineage: Eukaryota; Metazoa; Arthropoda; Insecta; Hymenoptera; Formicidae
Product: protein odr-4 homolog
Exons: 8
Coding region: 212-1603 (463 amino acids)
Biological process (GO): intracellular protein localization
Cellular component (GO): endomembrane system
Source: RefSeq, a predicted model, not a curated record
UAUAUUUCGGAACACGAUCUAUCAAAAUAAAGCCUGUUGCAUAAAAAAAAAGAUUUCAUUUUAGAUGGGUUUCGGAACGCAGAUGUAAUGAAACGUGUCACGAAUGCGUUCCGAAACUCGUUAAAAAAAGAAACCGCUGUUUUUGUGCCGCGCGCGAAUUGUCAUCACGAUUCUGUCAAGAGAAACCGUGAAGGGUAGACACGCGGAAGAAAUGGGUCGGACGAUUUAUGCCGAGGAGCAUCUUCGCACGUAUUUAUCGUCUUUGGCGAAGCCAGAUGGUUACGUGAUAGGAUUGAUUUUAGGACAGAGUGCUGGACAAAAGGACUAUGUCGUGCAUUUAGCGAAAACACCACCUCCUCUCACUAAGAAUGUCGUAGAAGAGACGUUAAUUAGCUCUACAGCGCCUGCAGAACAGGAUGCAGCAAAUACAUAUAUCAAAUCUGUCAAAGAUAUACCUAUGAGUUGGGUUGCGGAUCAUGCUAAACAUGUUACAAGAAUGCUGCCUGGUGGAAUGUGGGUGCUUGGCAUAUUCAUUGUUGGACCUGAAGAUGCUUUAGAUAAUACUAGCAAUGUACAAAAGCUCAAGUCGGUUCUUGGCGCAAUUCACAAAACUUUGUCAUGGAAUAAUAAGUAUCUCUGUGGGAAUAAUCAGGAUGAGAAGCUUAUAUUGAGUUUUAAUAGUGUCACACAAAAACAUAUUUGCAAAUCGAUAGACAUUACUAAGGACAGUAUGUUAAAACCAGCGGAUUGGAAGUUCCAAGAAAAAGCAACCAAGUGGCAUCAACUUGAAGCCCUGGUAGAUUUCGACAGAUUGUAUCUCAUUGCAGCAGACAAGGAUCCUGAAACUCUCAAGAAGCAAUUGCAGAAUAUUUUGACAAACGUGGCAGAUUUAAUCGAAUCUUCGCUCAUCGUUAUCGAGGGAGAAGUCAAAUCUCCGGAUGACACACUAGAACCACUUGGCAAGAAAAAGAAGAACAGCAAAGAGAGUAAAAAUAAGACAAACGAUAGCAAUAAUUUAUUUCAAGUUAGCUUGUAUAUUCCCUGCUCGCAAGGUGACAGCGAUAUGAAUAUAAGAACAACGUCGUGCAGCGCAUCGAUACGACUAAUUGGACAAUUGGUCAGUAGAACGUUUGUACAUCACAGAGCCAGUGUUGCAGAGGCCAACACGGCUGUAAAGGAAGAUAUAGUCAGAUCUCUAGCAAGUAGAUUAGAAAUGCAUUGGGAUAGUUUGAUAGAGGAAGAAAAUGGUUCUCCUGAAGAGAAUAUUACAUUGCAUGAACCACCGAGACGAGUGUUAAUAGCAUUACCGGAGAACAAAGUUACCUUAUCGGAUUAUUUGUUUCCUGGCGAAGGACCGCAGGAGGCAUUAUUGUCAUUGCAGGAACUUCUGGAUCUCGAAGUACAAGAGAGUCAGGUACAAAAAGAGGUCGAAUUGCAAGCUGAUCCUGUAGAAUUCUACUGCCAAAACGACGUCAAUACUAAACCGUUGGACAAUAAUACCGAUACAACUGGAAAUUAUCAAAUAGCUGUUUAUCUUACCGGUUUGAGUGUAGCGUUUAUUAUACUGUUGAUAGCUGUUGUCGUGCACCAGCUUAUGGUUUAAUGUAUACGUUUUAUUCGCAGUGAAAUAGCAAUUUGUUUAUAUGUCAUGUAAUAUAUAACGUCUAUUUUAAAAUAUAAUAUGUAUUUUGAAAGCAUGUAAAUUCUGAUGUAAAAAAUUUAAAUUAUUUAAUAUACACAUUUUGAAAGUUA